AUGGACAGGCGUGUCGCCUCAACCCCUUCCAACGUUUUGCAAGUUCUCUUCCUCUAUGCCGUCCAUUGCAUUGUUCCCGCCACUAUUCUAAUCGCAACACCCAAGCGAUCUGCUCUUCGAUAUCUCUGGAUUCCAUGCUCUAUCUUCAUUGUAUAUCAAGCUAUCCCCGUGGCCACGGCAUUAGGUCCAGGAUUCGUAUGGUGUGAAUGCGCGCGCCUCUUCAUCACCAUCGUCUUCCAAUGUCUAAACUUGCUACUUAUCAACCCCAAGGAUAUCAAUGAUGUACCGCAUGGGUCUGGCAAGAGCCUAAUUGCUCGAUUGUACGCUGCGACACGGUUCUUCACGGAUCCUCGCGGUAUCAACACCCCCUGGCAGAUCAAAAAUGCCCCAUCACAGCCGGCAUAUUAUGCCCGGCGUAACAUGCGCACGCCUCCUCGGGGACGGUUUUUGGUUCGCCAGAUGGCAAUUGCUGCUUGGCAAUAUAUGGCGCUGGAUGUGUUUGCUACUCUUGCGUUACAGCAGGCAUUGGAGCAAGAGCAAAGGGGGAUGUUGCCACCAGUGCCUCGGUGGGAUAUAUCCACAGAGCAAUGGAUUGAGCGCAUCAUCUCGAAUAUCAUGGCUGGGUUUGUCGUGAGUCGGAUGCUCAUUGACCUCCACCAUCGUGUUUUCUCGAUAAUUCUCGUCGGACUUGGUCUCGAUUCUCCUGCGAACUGCCCUCCGUUGUUUGGCAGGGCACUGGAUGCCGAUACAGUACGAGGAUUCUGGGGGUGA
Messenger RNA from Penicillium bovifimosum, 771 nucleotides. RefSeq lists its product as uncharacterized. The record is from RefSeq and is a predicted model, not a curated record. NCBI's taxonomy places the organism in Eukaryota, Fungi, Ascomycota, Eurotiomycetes, Eurotiales, Aspergillaceae. The transcript has a single exon. The coding region runs from base 1 to 771 and encodes 256 amino acids.